Messenger RNA from Pochonia chlamydosporia 170, 990 nucleotides. Its product is annotated as YeeE/YedE family protein. The coding region runs from base 1 to 990 and encodes 329 amino acids. The record is from RefSeq and is a predicted model, not a curated record. Gene Ontology annotation, cellular component: plasma membrane. The transcript has 2 exons. Lineage: Eukaryota; Fungi; Ascomycota; Sordariomycetes; Hypocreales; Clavicipitaceae.
AUGGCGACGACCGCGAUAACCGGUGCCGCUUUUGGUGCGGCCAUGAUAGCCGCGGGCUUUCAUCAACCGCAAGUGGUUAUUUCGCAGAUGAAAUUUGAGAACUGGCACAUGUUUCAGACUUUUCUGGCUGCCACUGCUACCAGCGCAGCGGUCUACGCUAUUGCAGAACGCCUGGGAUACGUAAAGAUUUCUCCCCGGAGCUCGUCUCCCCUAGGCCUCUUUUCCAAAUAUGACGGCAACAUACUUGGCGGUAGUCUCCUUGGAGCAGGCAUGGCUCUAUCGGGCUCAUGUCCUGGCACGCUCUACGCCCAACUAGCAGCUGGUGUUCGGACGGGUUUCCAUGCCUUGGACGGUGCCAUUAUUGGCGGUAUCCUGUGGUCAGGGCUGGUAAGCAAGCUUGUCAAGAGACGGCGGGAAAAGACGGGCGUGAAGCCAGAGCCGGGGGUUCUAAGUGAACAGUUGGGUGUUUCCAACGGCGCCGCACUCCUGCUCCUCGAAACAACCUUCAUUGCCAUCAUCACUGCCACAACACUGUACACUCCCGCGAGCCCUACGGCCAGGUUUCCCGGCGCGGUAGGCGGCCUUCUCAUCGGCGGUGCACAGUUAUUUUCCAUUCUUACCCGGAAGACAAUGAUGGGUAUUUCCGGGUCCUUUGAAGAAGUGGGCAACUUCUUCUGGUGGCUCAUCCGCGGAGCUGAGCCCAACGCCAAACCCACAUCGUACCAGAACAUCAUAUUCGCUUCAGGAGUCGUCGCCGGCGCAUGGGGUCUGUUGAAACUGGUUCCAGACUUGGCGUCUGGCCCUGUCCACGAGGUAUCGCCCUUGCUGGCAAUGGCAGGGGGCGUCCUGAUGGUUGUUGGGUCAAGAUUAGCUGGUGGGUGUACCUCAGGCCAUGGAAUCAGUGGUAUUUCACUACUAUCUGCGUCGAGUGUAAUUACGAUUAUGAGUGCGUUUGCCACAGGCGGUGUGGUUGCGCCGUUGGUUCAUUGA